GUGCGUUGACCCGUCAGGGACAAUUUUAUCAGGAGAUACGCCUGGCGGCGGUAAGGCUGAUGGUGUGGACACACCUCCGUGUCCCAUCCGGGCAAGUCCUCCGGCAUGCCUUCUCCUAGCCAGACGCUGAGGGACUGUAAAUGUUCCUGGCUUUCCGGCUAUCUACAAUGUGGGUUGGCACCGGGAGAGCUUCCUUGUUGCCGCCCUGCCUUAGCCUGAUCUUACAAGUGGCCAUCUCCUUUACCUCAACGUCUGAGGUUCGGAGCGGUGCGAGGGUGCGAGGGUGCGAGGGUGAAGUGUGUGGAGGUGCCUGGUCUAGGGGGAAGGGUCACCCGCGCCUGGGCAUAUCGAUUCCUACCAGGUAGUUCCUGCGCAGAUCAAGAACAGGAAAACAGCCGACUACGUAUGCGCGACUGACCAGGGAGCGUUUGUUGAGGCGCGUUGCUUCCUGGGACACAGAAUAACUAGCAUUGUG
Molecule: messenger RNA, 475 nt
Organism: Chaetomium strumarium
Lineage: Eukaryota; Fungi; Ascomycota; Sordariomycetes; Sordariales; Chaetomiaceae
Exons: 1
Coding region: 141-365 (74 amino acids)
Source: RefSeq, a predicted model, not a curated record